Arachis stenosperma is the source of this 1793-nucleotide messenger RNA. RefSeq lists its product as uncharacterized. Gene Ontology annotation, biological process: DNA repair. The record is from RefSeq and is a predicted model, not a curated record. Gene Ontology annotation, cellular component: nucleolus; cytoplasm. NCBI's taxonomy places the organism in Eukaryota, Viridiplantae, Streptophyta, Magnoliopsida, Fabales, Fabaceae. Bases 530 to 1432 code for a protein of 300 amino acids. The transcript is spliced from 9 exons. Gene Ontology annotation, molecular function: single-stranded RNA binding; RNA endonuclease activity producing 5'-phosphomonoesters, hydrolytic mechanism.
UUAAUCGCUGCUUGAUUUUAUUACGAAUAUCGGAUUAAGCUAGCAUUUGCCUUUGUUUUUGUGAUUUUUUUGGUUGUUGUGAUGAAUUUUUUAUUUAAUCAAAGCAUUUGGAAUGAUGCACGCAAACUGUUUGAUGAAAAGCCUCAGAAACAAGUUGGGUCAUUCCCGUUCCUUUUAACGUAUUUUAGUUGUUCUGCUAAUGGAUUGUACUAACUGGUAACUUUACUUGUGCUUUUUGAGCUUCCCGGUGAUUACUGAUUAGUGUAAUUUUUGUUCAUUCUUCCAGUGCGCGCGGAUUAUUUCAGACUCUUAACUGAAUCAAUCCUUGCGUUUUCAGUUUCACCAUUUCGUGCAACAGGAUAUAAGUCAUCCAUAUGUCACAAACUGUAACCAAUUAACCAUGUUCUUAUUCUUCUUUAAAGCACUUCAGUAGUGUUGACUAAAAAUUCAAUGUUAAGGCGUAAGAGUGGAUAUUUGUAUAAUUAUUAAGAGUUAAGGGGUACUUUACAAUUUUGCAAAUAGAAAGGAGAUGAAUUUAAUUACUCUGAAACUAUCCUCCGAUACAGAACCAAUGGAAAAACCAUCAGAAACCGAAGAACCCUCUUCAACUUCGUUGCCAGAUCACCAAAACUGGAUAGCAGCACAAGAUUUGCUGAGGGAGAAGCUGAUCAGAGAGGAUAGCUUCACAUGGAAAAUACCCGAAGACCGUUCGGAUUCGGAGGAAGGAUUAUUGAGAUACAUUGGCGGAGUUGAUAUAAGCUUCUCAAAAGAUGACCCAUCAAUGGCGUGUGGCACACUUGUGGUUUUGAACUUAAGAACUCUGCAAGUUGUUUAUGAAGACUUCUCUUUGGUCAAUAUUCGAGUUCCCUAUGUUCCUGGCUUCCUUGCAUUCAGGGAGGCCCCAAUUCUUUUAGAGAUUCUGGAGAAAAUGAAAAAGAGUGGUAGUUCUUUCUACCCACAGUUGUUAAUGGUUGAUGGAAACGGAAUACUACAUCCCCGAGGCUUUGGCCUGGCCUGUCAUCUAGGAGUUGAGGCAAAUCUCCCAACCAUUGGAAUUGGAAAGAAUUUGCAUCAUGUGGAUGGUCUUAAUCAAUCUAGGGUUAGAGAGCUUCUUGAAGCUGGAGAAAAUUCUUGUAAAGAUCUCAUUAAUUUGGUAGGUUGCUCAGGGCAUAUAUGGGGAGCGGCCAUGAGAUCUACACAAGGAUCUAUAAAGCCAAUAUUUAUAUCAAUUGGUCAUCGGAUUUCACUUCAAACUGCUCUUAGACUAGUUCAGAUGACUUGCAAGUAUCGUGUUCCCGAGCCAAUUAGACAGGCCGAUAUAAGAUCCAGAGACUACAUUCGGAAGCUCAAAAUGAAUGCCAGAAUGAAAUUUCUCAUUGGUGAGACUUACUUGAACUGGAAACAGAUGUUGCAAAUGUGUUGCAAACCAUGAUGGUUAUUACAAGAUGAUAGCAGGUGGCAAAACUGUAUCGACCACUUGUAAACAACAAAGGUGAUGAGAUUAAUGUAUGAUUAAUCACAUGAUAUUGUUGUGAAUUGUGACACAACUGUAAUGAAAUUAUGAAAAUGGGACAUUGUUAUGAUCCUGAAAAAUUGGCCCAAGCUAAAAUGGGCAAGAGAAAUUUGAAGGGAAAGAUGGUAUGACCGUGAUUCCAUAUAUUCAAGUGUAGCUUGUACCUGAUUUUGAUCCAUAUCCCCAUGAAUUUUGUCUCAGUACUUUUCUUUAUAAUCACACUCCAUUAUUUCCCAGAUUUACAUACAUACUGCAUACAUCUCAGACAACCCCAUACAUA